This is a messenger RNA of Halichondria panicea, 2622 nucleotides long. Its product is annotated as death-associated protein kinase 1-like. Lineage: Eukaryota; Metazoa; Porifera; Demospongiae; Suberitida; Halichondriidae. Gene Ontology annotation, molecular function: protein binding. The coding region runs from base 1 to 1065 and encodes 354 amino acids. The record is from RefSeq and is a predicted model, not a curated record. The transcript is spliced from 5 exons.
AUGGCCGCACUUCAGAGAAUUUACAGACAUUUCACUUCACUGUUAAUUAAGAAUCCGACGGUUAAAGGGUUAAUCCAACCCUCACAAGGGUCUAGUGCUUCAUAUAAUAACCACUUUUUAUCGUUUUCUCCAGAGAACAAUCGACUUCUCUUUGCUUGCAAGUUUGGGUACACUGCAAUUGUCCAUUAUCUGAUCAAUCAGUGCAAUGUGGAUGUCAAUGGAACUGUGGACAGUGAUGGACUAACUCCACUGGGAGUGGCAGUCAGAGAGGGGAAGCUGGACACUAUCAAGUACCUCAUCACAGAGUGCAACGUGGAUAUCAAUAUCGGUGACGGACAAACUCCACUGGGACUAGCAGUCGAAGAGGGAAAGCUGAACACUAUCAAGUACCUGAUCUCAGAGUGCAAUGUGGCUGUCAAUGAUGUUCUUCUACUUGCCUGCCAGUAUGGGGUUACCAAAAUCGUGGAAUAUCUUUUGAAUGACGUUGUUGGCUGUGAUCCCAAUAUCAAAGAUGUCGAUGGACACACACCACUCUUUCUUGCAGAUAACAAGGAAAUCAUUCUACUCUUGUUGCAACAUGGAGCUACUGCCGAAGAUGUCUAUACCAAUUAUCGCGAAGCUCUUGGUAACGUGUUUUCAAAGGAUCCCCUGAAAAACCCAGUGAAGAUGCUUGUUAUCGGUCACGGUGGAGAAGGAAAGAGCACUCUCAUUGAAGCAAUGGAACACGAGCCAACUGCAUUCACAUAUCUAGUCAACAUAUUCGUCUCUCCUAAAGAAGUCGAUGGAGUUAGCAAGAAAACAGCCGGAAUCAUCCCUCGAUUAUUCAAGAGCCGUGUCUUUGGAGAUGUGUUGGUCUAUGACUUUGCUGGUCAAGAGGUCUACUACAGCAGUCACGCUGCAAUUAUCAAGUCAGCAGUUGAUGCAUGUCGGCCCAUUUUCAUUUUGGUUAUCAGUCUCCUAAAUGAAAACAUCACUACCACCCACUCUGUCUCGUAUUGGUUGGGCAUCAUUGCCAACCAGUGUGCCAAUAAUGGAGGGCAAAGCACCACUCAUUGUGGUGUCUAGCCAUGCUGAUCUUGUAAAGGACGACUCCGCAAUCCUGGAAAGGAAGGAGACCAUAUUGAAAGCUGUGCAGAAAUUUCCCAUGUUUGAGCUCGUGGAAAUCAUUCCGAUCGAUUGUCGAUUUUCUAAUUCAAGUGGUAUGAAAGUUUUGAGGCGUUCAGUUGGCUUUACAUGUGACUCUAUUAGAUCCAAGCUGUCUGUCAGUUUGAACUGCCACAUGUUUCUCAUCUAUUUGCUUGAAAAAUUUUCUGGAAAGAUUGCAGUUUCACUGGAAGACAUACAGCAGGAACUCGCGGUGGAUCGCCUCCAGCCUUCUAAGAAGCACAAAGAUCAUAUUCCAUUCAUCCCCUCAACGAUUCCCCGCCUUGUUGAGAUCUGCUCUCAGCUGAGUGACAAAGGUCACGUUCUCUUCUUGCACGACACAGCUUCACCUGAGAAGAGCUUUGUCAUCAUUGACAGUUCAACACUACUCUCUCGAAUCAAUGGAACCAUAUUUGCUCCAGAAGAUUUCAAACAACACUGCAAGUUGUUCUCCAGCACUGGUAUCGUACCAAAAUCUAAGCUUGCUGCUUACUUCCCAGAUAUCGAUAUUCAACUGCUGAUUGGAUUCUUAUCUCAUCUCGAGCUAGCCGUUGUUAUUGACGAUAAAGAAAUCCUCUGUCUUAUCAACCAUCAUCUGGACGAGUCUAGUGCUAGUACUGAGGAAGUGUACAUGUUCUGCCCCGCUCUGAUCACCUUAGCAGCUCCUCCUGAUGUAUGGGAAGGCUCAGCGAAGUACCAAUUUGGUUGGGUCCUGUCAGCAGUUCACAGUGAUCAGUUCCUGGAUGCUCGAAUGCUCUACGUUCUCCUCCUUCGACUAGCUCUCUCCCUCCGCCUUGCUCUUAAUACAGAUACCAGCAUUCCUGCUCUUCAACACUAUUGUGCAUUCUGGAAGACUGGUGUUUGCUGGAGCACAUCUCACGGUGUCAAAAUGGUGGUGGAAAUCUCCAACAAGAAGCACGCUAUUGUUCUAAUGCAGGCACAAGAGCUUUCCUUGGAUUUCUUUGAUCUUCGUUCAACUGUGGUCGGUAAAGUGGUUGAGGCUAGAAAGCAGUUUUGUUGUUCGACUGAGGUUAACGAGUUAUUCCUAUCGCCUGCCAGUGUGACAUAUCCUCUCAACAUCUCUGAAGCUCCCACAUUCAACAUCAAUCUAGUGGCAGAAAGUGUUGUUAAACAACAUCGCUACGUUGUUUCAACUAGUGGGAUCUUAAGUUUGUCUGUGGCUGACUUUCUUUAUGCUGAGGUUUACGCUGAUCUUGGUGAGAAUAUUCUACAGCUUCUGUUCAAUCCAGCACACAAGGAACUGUCUGAUCGAUUCAUCUCGGCCCUUGCAACUUGUUGGAACAAGAAUCCUCGAUUGGCUGAUAUCGUACGCACAGCUAUUACUGAGAAUGCCAGCGCUGUAUUUCAAGAGUGCAAUAAUCUUGAUGAAGUUCUACAAGUCUGGAAAAGCACCAGAGUUUCCAGUGGUGAAGCACUGAGAAGAAUUCUGGAUCCACUUAGUGUGUUUACUGGACGAAA